Messenger RNA from Lampris incognitus (smalleye Pacific opah), 3648 nucleotides. It is a transcript of the gene poldip3, whose product is annotated as polymerase (DNA-directed), delta interacting protein 3. Gene Ontology annotation, biological process: mRNA export from nucleus. Lineage: Eukaryota; Metazoa; Chordata; Actinopteri; Lampriformes; Lampridae. The coding region runs from base 1 to 1434 and encodes 477 amino acids. The record is from RefSeq and is a predicted model, not a curated record. Gene Ontology annotation, molecular function: mRNA binding. Gene Ontology annotation, cellular component: nucleus. The transcript is spliced from 10 exons.
AUGGCAGACGUUUCUUUGGAUGAAGUGAUACGACAGCGCGGCAUUAACACCAAAGUGGCCGUUAAAAGACCUCUGUUUAGCAGGGGCGCAGGGGGGGCUGGCAGAGGCUUUGAUGCUCGGCAGAAGAUAGGAGCCAACGAUGUCAGACAGAGACUUGGAGGAGGAGCAGCUGGUUUUCAAGUGAAAGAUGCCAGAGAGAAGCUUGGGCAGAAAGAUGCUCGCUUCAAAAUUCGUGGCAGAGGAGGAGCCACAGCAGGAGGAGUGAUGCAUGAUGCAAGGCAAAUGAUCAACUCGCGCAAACAGGGGCAGAAUCAAUUUAGUGUCCCUUCACAGACCAUCCAGCAAAAAGCAGUUGCACACCUACAGAGCCAGACACACGUGCCGCACAUACAGAUACACACGAGCAACAGUCCUGCCAUUAUGAACAGUAGAGCGUUUACUCCAAAUAUAGUGGGACUCAGUGUAAGAGGAGGGGUCACGCCGCAGCUGGGCAGUGCCCAAAAGAGGAUGAUCGAUGCUCGUGAUAGAUUGAGUCUGAAGAGGAGCAUUGGAGGAACGCAGACUGGGACGGCUGCUGCAGUGCCCUUUAAGAUAACCAAGACGAUCCAGCAAAGGCCAGCAGGAAUGUCAAGUGGGAUACGUGUCGGCACACAGUCUGUCUCAGAUGAGCGUGAUGGCCCCCCUAGUAAAAAAAUGAAGAUCACCACCAGUAAUAACGUGCUACAGUCAAGGCCUGGUUCCAUGGGCUCCCCAUUCUCCAUGUCGGCUCCUAUCACCAAGGUUGUUAAAAAUGAUGCAUACACAGCCCCUGGUGCCCCUGUCCCUGUAGCCCCCACCAGGCCAAACCCCAGUGCUGCAGCCUUCCGAGCCUCUGCUGCAGCCUUACAGCCAGUGUCCAGGACUCUCCAACAGACCACAGCAGAAGUCAGUGCACCACCACCCACUCCACCUCAGCCUGCUUUCAGUCCUUUAGAAGGGACAAAGAUAACUGUGAACAACCUGCAUCCCCGUGUCACAGAGGAAGACAUAGUGGAGCUAUUCUGUGUGUGCGGUGCCUUGAAGCGAGCACGGCUAGUGAAGGUUGGGGUGGCUGAGGUGGUGUUUGUCCGCAAAGAGGAUGCUGUGAGCGCGUACAGGAAAUACAACAACCGCUGCCUGGAUGGCCAACCCAUGAAGUGUAACCUUCACAUUCAAGGAAAUGUCAUCACGUCAGAUCAGCCUAUUCUCUUGAGGCUCAGUGAUACUCCAGGUUCUGGCACUGGUGUAAAGAAAGACGGUCUGCCAGCCUCCUUGUCUCGCCCUGGCAGCCAGAGAGCCUCUUCUCAGCCCACCCCAGAGGUGGACCCCCAGACCAUCCUCAAAGCUCUGUUCAAGUCCACCUCGACCACUGAGCCUUCCAGCUCACAGGCUACUGCCUUUCGCAUCAAGAUAUAGCUAGUCUCGUGUAAACACACAAGAACACAACACAAACGCAUAAUAAACCCCAAUAUUUUGGUUCGCAGCUUUCAUAACGGAAGGGCCGUGUUCUGUAAUGCGAGACACAGAUUUGUACCUGUGACACACUACACGAUUACGUUGAACUUCAUAUUGAUAUUCACCAUCCUUUUCUUUCCUCUUCCAACUGAGUGUAUUCGUUUUUGUGACAUCCAAAUGUCAUCCAUGUCUCUCAAGAUGGACCAUUGAAAAGCAGUCUCGUGUGUUAAUUUGUUGUUUUAGUUACGUAGGAGAGGGGUAAACUGGACAUGGGAAUGGACUUUAUCACCCCGUUUACACUUGGUUUUAAAAUGCGUCCCAUCCCCCCCCAUCGAAUCACAAGUGGACAGCGCUAAAUACAAGUGUAAACGACCACCAAAACGUUUUGUGAACCGGUUACUCAAACCUCUUGCCGAGGUGGUCUGGGACGCAUUUGACAACAUAUCUUUUGUAGUGUAAAUGCUAAUGCCUCCCCGACAAGGACCUAACAGGAAAAUGCGUCAUCAGUGCAGGGUUUGGUGGUGGUUUUGGUAAGAGCGUGCCAACUUUCGAAAAAAAUGGAGAGAGAGGAGAGUGUAGGUGGUUGGGAGUACAAGUGAAACGAGAUGCCUCAUCUCCAUUUGGGCAGAAGAAUCGGUCCUGUCAGUCUCAACAGUUGGAAUAGUCCGUACAUGUAUAUUAGUGCUUGAAACCUCUUCAAACGUUAGCUAUUGUUUUCACAGCUAGUCAGCAAAUCUGGCGCUUGACCGAGGCUUCCGCUACAAGAAGCGAAAUCUUCUUCUUCAGAGUAAGGAAAUCUGAUCACAAGUGGUCAGCAGGACGCAUUUGGAGACGUUUACACACAGGUGUAAACGGCAACGUGUCUCGCUGUCCACUUGUGAUCCGAUCGCCCAAAACGCAUUUCAAAACCAAGCGUAAACGGGGUGUGUUUUCAGAAAGCUUCACAUUUACUGGUUGUUUGGUUCUCAUUGAAAGCCAUCCUGUUUUUCACACAUUCAAGCUUACUUUGAAUUGAGGAUUAUACCCAUCUCCCCUGUAAAUGGGGACUUUUUUUUUGUGUGGCAUUUUUCUGCCCUUACAAGAUAGUAAUAGGCGAGAGGGACAGGAAAUGUGGGGGGGGGGGGUGACAUGCAGCAAGGGGCCCGGGCUGGAUUCAAGCCCAGGCCGCUGCGGUAAGGACUCAGCCUAUGUGGUAUGUGCUUUACCAGGUGAGCCACUGGGGUGCCCCUGUAAAUGGGGGCUCGUUAACAACAAAACUGAUAUUCAUACGCUGAUUAUCAUGCAAAAUAUGCAAUAGCCAGUGGUCUGUUCGUAAUAAUUAUUUCAGUAAACUGAUUUCUACAGAUAAAUUCCACAGAACUUUGUACUGAUCCACCUCUGGGUGAGUUUCAUUAGCCUCAUCAGCGUACGAGUGUGUGUGAAUGGGUGAAUGGGAAGAGGUGUACAUUGUAAAAAAGCGUUUUGAGUGGUCGGUAGACUAGAAAAGCGCUAUAUAAAACGCAGUCCAUUUACCAUUGUUUUUCUUAGUUAUCCAUUUUGAAUUGGUUAAAUGGGAGCUGUUCAAGUUUCAACUCAUUUGAUUUUUGUUCCUGAACUUUAAAUGUCUAUUUCUCUUGUAUGCCAGUCAAGAAGAAAACUGUAGUGUGACAAGUCUCUGAAUUUCUGCCAGUAAAUAUUUUGCUUUGUACACUUUGACUAUCUUUUCAAUUUGCCACAUGAUUCAUUAAUGUUGCACCGCAACAAUCACAUCUUUUUAUGCAUGCUCAAUAAUCCAGGUAAAAUUACAGAAAAUUGAAUCAGUUCAUCUGGACACAAUGUUUAUUGAGAGAAGCGUUUCAUUACUCAGUGACCUCUUCAGUCGCAACUGACUGCAGGCAUCCCCACCCUUAUAAACGAUACAGUGGUGUAACGACCAAAAACAAAGUAUUGGCUGUUACUGUGUUUGUACUGGUGUACUUGUGUAACGAGAAAGAUGGCUACUGAAGAAGGAGGGAUCAUUGAAAAUGUCAUGUUCCCAAAUUAUUUGAUAUCACUUGUCCUUGUGUACUUUAUACCUAUGGGAUCAUGGUCUGGUUAAUGAAAAUACUGAAAUAAUUUUCAUAUCAUGUUCACAUAUUACUUAAUAUCACAUAUUACUACUGUUUUCUAGAGUAAAUAGACAGAUUGCAUUUUUUU